AUGAACAAAACGGACUUUUUAGUUAGAUCACCGUAUGUUGCAUUAAAAUAUCUUUCGCAAAGGACGUUGCAUACAUUGGUAAGAAGUAGACAACAUUUAUGUCUACACGAGCCAAAAAUCAUAUCAGAAGAAAAGACUGACAAAAUAAUAGAAUCGAUGCUAAUAUCAAAAGUCUGGGAAGACUUGGUGCACACCAUUAAAAUUAUUCAAUUGUUGAAUCGGAAUUUUCAGGCGAUAAACGAACGACACCAAUUGAAUGGAUUUCAGCAAGAUAAUGAAACUAAACAAUUAGAACAAUUUUCAAAACCACCGAAAAAAAAUUCAAGAGAAAAUAUCAACCAGCCAAAACAAAAAAUUUUAUUAUUGCCAAAACAUCAUAAUUUGGAAACAUUUCUCACAAUCAAGGAGGUUAAUACCAGUACAACAGUAUAUCGUGGUACUCUGUAUGAAUAUGAAACUAUCGCGUGUCUUCAAAAAUCGUUUGGGAUCGUGACAAGAAGAGUAGGAAAGGCAGGCGAUGAUGGAAUAGAUUUUCGUGGCCGCUGGAAACUACCGGGUAAAAAGCUGAUGGUUAUAGGUCAAUGUAAAUCUUUGUGUAACAAAUGCCCUCCUAGUGCAGUUCGUGAUCUUGAAGGCGCAUUAUGUCGCGAAACUCAAGAAACAAUUGGAAUUUUAUCAUCUUUAAGCGGAUUUACCAAAGGAGCCAUAAAACGAUACAAUGGAUCAUCGUUUCCCUUAAUAUUGAUGACAGUUAUAGAAAAUGGGACCGACUGUAAAACGUUUUCAUGGAAUAAGGCGGCGGAAAUUUAUUUGGAUGGAUUUCAAGUGACUGUUGAUUAUCGAAAUGAUUCAGGCACAGAAAUUAUACAAGAAAGACCUCUCCUUGUAUAUAAUAACGAAAAGUAUAUACCAGAUGAAAAGGAAGUCAGCUGGUACUAA
Acaulospora morrowiae is the source of this 939-nucleotide messenger RNA. The record is from the annotation of a GenBank genome assembly. NCBI's taxonomy places the organism in Eukaryota, Fungi, Glomeromycota, Glomeromycetes, Diversisporales, Acaulosporaceae.